This is a messenger RNA of Pseudoliparis swirei, 3118 nucleotides long. RefSeq names its product SRP receptor subunit alpha (gene srpra). Gene Ontology annotation, cellular component: signal recognition particle receptor complex; endoplasmic reticulum membrane. Lineage: Eukaryota; Metazoa; Chordata; Actinopteri; Perciformes; Liparidae. Bases 125 to 2065 code for a protein of 646 amino acids. Gene Ontology annotation, molecular function: GTPase activity; signal recognition particle binding; GTP binding. Gene Ontology annotation, biological process: SRP-dependent cotranslational protein targeting to membrane. The record is from RefSeq and is a predicted model, not a curated record. The transcript is spliced from 15 exons.
GAAAGGGGCUCGUCACUUCCGGGUUUCGCGUCUGACGUGUCUAAAACAGUUUUGCUCUGGUGGCGGAUUUGACCCGUGGGGGAUUUAACAUCGAUUCGACUACUAUUUGAUCCACGGUGUCAAGAUGCUAGAUUUCUUCACCAUCUUCAGCAAAGGGGGGAUCGUGUUGUGGUGUUUUCAGGGAGCCGGGGUCAGUGAAUCCUUCACCGGGCCUGUCAACGCCUUGAUCCGCUCCGUCAUCCUUCAGGAGCGAAGCGGGAACAAUUCAUAUACUCACGAGGCCCUGAUUUUGAAAUACAAGCUCGACAAUGAGUUCGAGUUGAUUUUUGUGGUGGGUUUUCAAAAGAUCCUGACGCUGACGUACGUGGACAAGUUCAUAGAUGACGUUCAGCUCCAUUUUAGGGAUCGUUAUAAGAAUGAGCUGGAGCAAAAGGGGGCGUUGAAGCUAAUCAACAACAGCUUUGAAUUUGGGGAUGACUUCAAGAUACUUCUCAGGGAUGCGGAGGACAGCAGCAAAGCUCGGAGUCCUGCCGCCAUGCGGACCUUUAAGGAGUCCGAGAAAUCCCAAAAAACUGUGAAGUCAAUGAUUGAGACCAAAGGUGGGGAAAAGGUCAAGGAACCAGUUGGCAAGAAGAAUAAAAAUAACAAAAAGGAGGCUCCUGCAGCUGAGCCCGUCAAAGCGGAUCAAGGCAAGGCCUCGUCCACCGGGCAGAAGACGGUUGAGAACGGCUGUACGGACAUCCAGAAGAAGCGAGAGGAAUUCUUUCGCAAGCACACGGCGGCGCCGACUGAAAAAGUCACUAAGUCCCCGAAACCUCAGAAGCCUAAGGAGAAGCAAAUGCGUGUUUGGGACAUGGGCGGUAGAGGCACCAAGGAGCUGGACUACAGCGGAAGGAAUGGAGACGAUUCUCUAAAUGGUAGCAACCAGAACCAAGAAGCACAAAUGGACCCGGGGAUGCAGCUAAACUCCAUGAAGGGUGAACUCCAGUCUGUGGACUACGAGUCCAGUGAGGAAGAGGAGAUGGACGAGGAAGAGGAGAUGGAAGAGGAGAAGGCGGUUGUCAGUAAAACAAGCAAGACGAGCUCCAAAAAAGGUGCUUUUGGUGGCAUGUUUGGGAUGCUGAAGGGCCUGGUGGGCUCCAAGAGCCUGAGCCGGGAGGACAUGGAGUCGGUGCUGGAGAAGAUGAAGGACCACCUCAUCGCAAAGAAUGUAGCGGCCGAGAUCGCCUACCAGCUCUGUGACUCCGUCGCCAAGAAACUGGAGGGCAAAGUCAUGGGCACGUUCACCACGGUGGCCUCGACAGUCAAGGCGGCCCUGCAGGACUCCCUGGUGCAGAUCCUGCAGCCCAAGCGGAAGGUGGACAUUCUGAGAGACGUCAUGGAGGCCCAGAACCAGCGGCGGCCUUUCGUCGUGACUUUCUGCGGCGUCAACGGCGUCGGAAAGUCCACCAACCUGGCCAAGAUCUCUUUCUGGCUGAUCGAGAACGGUUUCACGGUGCUGAUCGCAGCCUGCGACACGUUCCGUGCCGGCGCCGUGGAGCAGCUCCGCACUCAUCAGCGCCGCCUGAACUCGCUGCAUCCCCCGGAGCACGAGGGCCGCCCGUUCGUCCACCUCUACGAGAAGGGCUACGGGAAGGAUGCGGCCGGAAUCGCCAUGGAGGCCAUCGCCUACGCCCGCAACCAGGCCUUCGACGUGGUGCUGGUGGACACGGCCGGGCGCAUGCAGGACAACGCUCCCCUCAUGACGGCCCUGGCCAAACUGAUAGCGGUCAACAUGCCCGACCUGGUUCUGUUUGUCGGAGAGGCUCUGGUGGGCAACGAGGCGGUUGACCAGCUGGUCAAGUUCAAUCAGGCUCUGGCCGACCACUCCAUGUCUGACAAGCCUCGCCUCAUCGAUGGAAUUGUUCUCACUAAGUUUGACACCAUCGACGACAAGGUCGGCGCUGCCAUCUCCAUGACUUACAUCACAGGACAGCCCAUCGUGUUUGUGGGCACCGGGCAGACCUACAACGACCUGCGCAGCCUCAACGCCCGCGCCGUGGUCAGCGCCCUGAUGAAGGCGUGAGCGGCGGCCUUGUUCAGUCGGGGGGGGGGCGGGGUGUUGUAGUCAGCGUCGCCAACGAAGCCAACGAUACCCGUUUGCCACGCCGCUGUGAGACGUUCCAGCCCCGCUAACUUGCCUUUCCCCUCCUCCUCCUCAUGUCCUGCCCUCUCUACUUUGCAUCAAAUGAAGAACGCUUGUCAUGCACGGGACUCUAUCCUCCCGGUAAAGGACAAGUGUGCACUUUGAAAGAAGGAACAUCUUUUUACACAAAAAAAAGUCAGAGGGGCCUCCCCUUGAAUAAUUUCUAAACUUCUAGGCCUGCAUUGAACAGCGCCUCAGACGCGUCACAUCCAGAUGACAUUUUAGCUGACUAAAUGGAUCUAGGCUGUACUCGGUACGGACUUAAACUCCCGACCUGGCAUGUGUGUCAGUUUUCCCCUCUUCAUGUAAACGAGGCGUGUUGGAUGUGACAUUUCAGCAGCCGCCGGCAUCUGAGGAAAAGCUUAGUGACCAUAGUGCCUAUUUGUCUCCUUAGUUAACACGUUCACGAGCAGUUCAGGUAAAACAAACUAAAGGAACACGGGAGUCUGAAUCCGUUUCCAACACAGCGGGGCACGAGCGUCGACGAUGAAGUAAAUGCUGUACUUCCCCGCCCAAUGAAAAGGAACUGUUAACAACGUUGGUACACUAGUUGUGGAUCGGCAAGAGAUCUUUGCCUACCCGACACACACAUUGUCGUUAUGAAAUGGAGACUUUAAUUCCUCGGUUUAUAGUUGAUAAAAAGCAGAAAGAUAUUUUGUAAAUAUUCUUCUUUAUUUAGUUCUGACAUACUGGUUGUCCAGACUUUCAGACUGCACUUUCUGUGCGGUUUAUUGAAGUUCUGUGGGCCUUUUUUAUUUAUGCUUCUCUCUCCCCCCCCCCCCCCCAAUUUACUCUUCAUUUGUAAGAAGAAAUAAGUCUUAAAUGUCUCCAGCCCGCUUUAAUUUGUGGUAGUGCAAUAUGAAAGAAUCUUAAAGGCAUUUUGAGCCAAUUUAUGAGAAUGUAAACAUUUCUAAAUAAAGCUGCUACAUGCUG